ACAAACUUUGUCUUGUGCGCGAUAUCGAACGAUUCGAACUCUUUCUUUUCAAUUAUCAAAUCUUUACUGUUCAACAUCACAAUUUUGUGAAUAAGGAGAUAUUUUUCUCGAAUAAAAAAGAUGAUUAGUUAUAAAAUUUCCGCACCGGGCACAAUCAUUUUAACCGGAGAGCACUCGGCGGCGUUUGGUAAAACCUUCAUUACAACCACCUUAGAUUGUCGUACCAGACUCGAAUUCUCCGAACUGUCUGCAGAAACACAACACAUUGAGAUAGACUUCCCUGAUAUUAAUCUACAGACUAAUAUUCCAUUAGAAAUUAUUAAUGACUUUGUUAGAAGAAGCUCUUCAAGUCUACAACAACUGGAGUACGUGAAAUUCUUAAUUACUGCAAACUGUAUGUGGAGGACUUACGCCCAAAGAAAUUCUUUAGAAAUAUUCUUAAUCGUGUUUUAUAUUGUUAUGGCUGAGGAGUUUGGUCCUGUCAGCAAUGAUGUCUCACCAUUUCGCGUGACGGUGUCCACGGAAAUACCCAUGUGCGCCGGUUUUGGCAGUUCGACAUCUUUCACGGUAUGUCUUGUAGCGUGCUUUCUUCGUUGGCAGCAUCUACGAGGUGUUUAUCGUUUUAAUUUUGCAAUGAGUGUUUUGUUAAAACUGCGUUUAUUGCUCAAAAAAUCGAGAGUAUCAUGCAAAACAAUGAGUUUGCGUCGACCAAUGUCUCAGUUUGUAUAUUCGGCGGAAUAUUAAAAUGUCAAUUAGGCAAUUAUUCGCCCGUUGCUCAGGAAACGGCUGUGCACAUUCAUCUAGAAAGAAUGAAGAUUCUAUUGAUCAAUUCAAAUAAUCGCCAGAUAAAGCAUAGACAAGUAUUAAAAAAAAUGAUACAACUGAAAUCUGAAUCUCCUGAUGAUUUUCUUUUUAUAUUAUAUAAAUUAAAUCGGUAUGCAAAAAGAAUGUUUACACACUUUCAAUUAAUAACUUCUGCCAUUGCAAUGGACAACAGAACUCAACAAGAAAAUUGUUAUAAUUCUAUAAAGAAUUACAUUUGUAAGACUCAAGAAUUAUUGACGGAGUAUAAUUUGUCGAGUGAAGCAUUCGAUAACAUUGCCAGCACUGCAACAAAUAUGGAAUACGCGGCAAAGCUUACAGGUUUUGGACCUAGAUAUGCAUACAUGUUGCUACCACCGUACAUUAGAGACAAUGAAAUCGAAACAAUUACGACACAGUUUCAAGAUCAGAACUUCGUUGUUACACAAACUACCAUCAAUGGUGGGGGAGUGGGAUAUGAUGAUUGAUUUUCUAAUAAAAUUAUCGCGAUUAUUAUUUAAAUGAUUAAAUAAUAACAAAUAAUUGAAUAUAAAAAGAUGUAUUUAGAUUAUAAACUUAAAAUUGACGAACAAUACAUAUUAUUGUUCAAUAUACAUAUAUUCAGUUACUUAAAAAUAACAGUAUUUUAAUGAUAUCAUAUUGAAUUGAGAAAUCAAAGGUGAAAAAUACGUUGAAUAUUUUUCUGGUAAAAAAUAUAAAAAAUAUUAUUCUUUAUUUUCUAUGUUACUUUAAAAAUAUAAGUUAUGUCGCGUUGGGAUCAUGUGCUAUAAUAAACAUACAGAAGACUUUCGAUUUGCAAAUUAAUUGGUAUACAGAAAUGCUUCAUAUUUUACAUUAUAAUGCAAAUUGUGAAUAAAAAAUGAA
Molecule: messenger RNA, 1686 nt
Organism: Nylanderia fulva
Lineage: Eukaryota; Metazoa; Arthropoda; Insecta; Hymenoptera; Formicidae
Biological process (GO): cholesterol biosynthetic process; isoprenoid biosynthetic process; isopentenyl diphosphate biosynthetic process, mevalonate pathway
Cellular component (GO): cytosol; cytoplasm
Molecular function (GO): mevalonate kinase activity; ATP binding
Source: RefSeq, a predicted model, not a curated record